GGGAACAAUAUCUUGCAGCUAUAGACAUUGUUAAUUCAGUAUUACCAAACAAGUCAAAACCAUUAUUAAGAUUUUUAUCAAACUUGGAUGUAAAUAAUGUCGCUAUUGUAGAGGGAUGUAACUAAUGUGGCUAAUUUUGAGGAGUGUAAAUAAUGUGGCUAUUGUAGAGGGAUGUAAAUGAUGUGGCUAUUGUAGAGGGAUGUAAAUACUGUGGCUAAUGUAGAGGGGUGUAAAUUAUGUGGCUAUUGUAGAGGGAUGUAAAUAAUUUGACUAAUGUUGAGCAAUGUAAAUAAUGUGGCUAUUGUAGAGGGGUGUAAAUAAUAUGGCUAUUGUAGAGGGAUGUAACGAAUGUGGCUAAUGUAAAGGGAUGAAAAUAAUGCGGCUAUUGUAGAGGGAUGUAAAUAUUAUGGCUAUUGUAGGGGGAUCUUACUAAUGUGGCUUAUGUAGAGGGAUGUAAAUAAUAUGGCUAUUGUAGAGGGAUGUAACUAAUGUUGCUAAUGUAGAGGGAUGUAAAUAAUGUGGCUAUUGUAGAGGAUGAAAAUAAUAUGGCAAAUGUGGAGGUAUGUAAAUAAUGUGGCUAUUGUAGAGGGAUGUAAAUAAUAUGGCAAAUGUGGAGGUAUGUAAAUAAUGUGGCUAUUGUAGAGGGAUGUAAAUGAUAUGGCUAUUGUAGAGGGAUGUAACUAAUGUGGCUAAUGUAGAGGGGUGUAAAUAAUGUGGCUAAUGUAGAGGGAUGAAAAUAAUGUGGCUAAUGUAGAGGGAUGUAAAUAAUAUGGCAAAUGUAGAAAGGUGAAAUAAAGUGGCUAAUAUAGAGGGAUGAAAAUAAUGUGGCUAAUUUGGAGGUAUGAAAAUAAUGUGACUAAUGUAGAGGGGUGUAAAUAAUGUGACUAAUGUAGAGGGGUGUAAAUAAUGUUGCUAAUAUAGAGGGAUGUAAAUAAUAUGGCUAUUGUAGAGGGAUAUAACUAAUGUGGCUAAUGUAGAGGGAUGUAAAUAAUGUGGCUAUUGUAGAGGGAUGUAAAUAAUGUGGCUAAUGUAGAGGGAUGUAACUAAUAUGGCUUAUAUAGAGGGAUGAAAAUAAUGUGGCUAAUGUAGAGGGAUGUAAAUAAUAUGGCAAAUGUGGAGGUAUGUAAAUAAUGAAGCUAUUGUAGAGGGAUGUAAAUAAUGUGACUAAUGUUGAGGAAUGUAAAUAAUGUGGCUAUUGUAGAGGGAUGUAAAUAAUAUGGCUAUUGUAGAGGGAUGUAACUAAUGUGGCUAAUGUAGAGGGGUGAAAAUAAUGUGGCUAUUGUAGAGGGAUGUAAAUAAUGUGGCUAUUGUAGAGGGAUGUAACUAAUGUGGCUAAUGUAGAGGGAUGAAAAUAAUGUGGCUAAUGUAGAGGGAUGAAAAUAAUGUUGCUAAUGUAGAGGGAUGAAAAUAAUGUGGCUAAUAUAGAGGGAUGUAAAUAAUAUGGCAAAUGUAGAAAGGUGAAAUAAAGUGGCUAAUAUAGAGGGAUGAAAAUAAUGUGGCUAAUUUAGAGGUAUGUAAAUAAUGUGACUAAUGUAGAGGGGUGUAAAUAAUGUGGCUAAUAUAGAGGGAUGUAAAUAAUGUGGCUAUUGUAGAGGAAUGUAAAUAAUGUGGCUAAUGUAGAGGGAUGAAAAUAAUGUUGCUAAUGUAGAGGGAUGUAAAUAAUAUGGCAAAUGUUGAGGUAUGUAAAUAAUGUGGCUAAUGUAGAGGGAUGUAAAUAAUGUGGCUAUUGUAGAGGGAUGUAAGUAAUGUGGCUUAUGUAGAGGGAUGUAACUAAUAUGGCUUAUAGAGAGGGAUGAAAAUAAUGUGGCUAAUGUAGAGGGAUGUAAAUAAUAUGGCAAAUGUGGAGGUAUGUAAAUAAUGAAGCUAUUGUAGAGGGAUGUAAAUAAUGUGACUAAUGUUGAGGAAUGUAAAUAAUGUGGCUAUUGUAGAGGAAUGUAAAUAAUGUGGCUAUUGUAGAGGGAUAUAAAUAAUAUGGCAAAUGUGGAGGUAUGUAAAUAAUGUGGCUAUUGUAGAGGGAUGUAAAUAAUGUGACUAAUGUUGAGGAAUGUAAAUAAUGUGGCUAUUGUAGAGGGAUGUAAAUAAUGUUGCUAUUGUAGAGGGAUGUAACUAAUGUGGCUAAUGUAGAGGGAUGAAAAUAAUGUGGCUAUUGUAGAGGGAUGUAAAUAAUGUGGCUAAUGUAGAGGGAUGUAACUAAUGUGGCUAAUGUAGAGGGAUGAAAAUAAUGUGGCUAAUGUAGAGGGAUGAAAAUAAUGUGGCUAAUGUAGAGGGAUGUAAAUAAUAUGGCAAAUGUAGAAAGGUGAAAUAAAGUGGCUAAUAUAGAGGGAUGUAAAUAAUGUGGCUAUUGUAGAGGGAUGUAAAUAAUGUGGCUUAUGUAGAGGGAUGUAACUAAUGUGGCUAAUGUAGAGGGGUGAAAAUAAUGUGGCUAUUGUAGAGGGAUGUAAAUAAUGUGGCUAUUGUAGAGGGAUGUAACUAAUGUGGCUAAUGUAGAGGGAUGAAAAUAAUGUGGCUAAUGUAGAGGGAUGAAAAUAAUGUUGCUAAUGUAGAGGGAUGUAAAUAAUAUGGCAAAUGUAGAAAGGUGAAAUAAAGUGGCUAAUAUAGAGGGAUGAAAAUAAUGUGGCUAAUUUAGAGGUAUGUAAAUAAUGUGACUAAUGUAGAGGGGUGUAAAUAAUGUGGCUAAUAUAGAGGGAUGUAAAUAAUGUGGCUAUUGUAGAGGAAUGUAAAUAAUGUUGCUAAUGUAGAGGGAUGAAAAUAAUGUUGCUAAUGUAGAGGGAUGUAUUUAAUAUGGCAAAUGUUGAGGUAUGUAAAUAAUGUGGCUAAUGUAGAGGGAUGUAAAUAAUGUGGCUAUUGUAGAGGGAUGUAAAUAAUGUGGCUUAUGUAGAGGGAUGUAACUAAUAUGGCUUAUAGAGAGGGAUGAAAAUAAUGUGGCUAAUGUAGAGGGAUGUAAAUAAUAUGGCAAAUGUGGAGGUAUGUAAAUAAUGAAGCUAUUGUAGAGGGAUGUAAAUAAUGUGACUAAUGUUGAGGAAUGUAAAUAAUGUGGCUAUUGAAGAGGAAUGUAAAUAAUGUGGCUAUUGUAGAGGGAUAUAAAUAAUAUGGCAAAUGUGGAGGUAUGUAAAUAAUGUGGCUAUUGUAGAGGGAUGUAAAUAAUGUGACUAAUGUUGAGGAAUGUAAAUAAUGUGGCUAUUGUAGAGGGAUGUAAAUAAUGUUGCUAUUGUAGAGGGAUGUAACUAAUGUGGCUAAUGUAGAGGGAUGAAAAUAAUGUGGCUAUUGUAGAGGGAUGUAAAUAAUGUGGCUAAUGUAGAGGGAUGUAACUAAUGUGGCUAAUGUAGAGGGAUGAAAAUAAUGUGGCUAAUGUAGAGGGAUGAAAAUAAUGUGGCUAAUGUAGAGGGAUGAAAAUAAUGUGGCUAAUGUAGAGGGAUGUAAAUAAUAUGGCAAAUGUAGAAAGGUGAAAUAAAGUGGCUAAUAUAGAGGGAUGUAAAUAAUGUGGCUAUUGUAGAGGGAUGUAAAUAAUGUGGCUUAUGUAAAGGGAUGUAACUAAUGUGGCUAAUGUAGAGGGGUGAAAAUAAUGUGGCUAUUGUAGAGGGAUGUAAAUAAUGUGGCUAUUGUAGAGGGAUGUAACUAAUGUGGCUAAUGUAGAGGGAUGAAAAUAAUGUGGCUAAUGUAGAGGGAUGAAAAUAAUGUUGCUAAUGUAGAGGGAUGUAAAUAAUAUGGCAAAUGUAGAAAGGUGAAAUAAAGUGGCUAAUAUAGAGGGAUGAAAAUAAUGUGGCUAAUUUAGAGGUAUGUAAAUAAUGUGACUAAUGUAGAGGGGUGUAAAUAAUGUGGCUAAUAUAGAGGGAUGUAAAUAAUGUGGCUAUUGUAGAGGAAUGUAAAUAAUGUUGCUAAUGUAGAGGGAUGAAAAUAAUGUUGCUAAUGUAGAGGGAUGUAUUUAAUAUGGCAAAUGUUGAGGUAUGUAAAUAAUGUGGCUAAUGUAGAGGGAUGUAAAUAAUGUGGCUAUUGUAGAGGGAUGUAAAUAAUGUGGCUUAUGUAGAGGGAUGUAACUAAUAUGGCUUAUAGAGAGGGAUGAAAAUAAUGUGGCUAAUGUAGAGGGAUGUAAAAAAUAUGGCAAAUGUGGAGGUAUGUAAAUAAUGAAGCUAUUGUAGAGGGAUGUAAAUAAUGUGACUAAUGUUGAGGAAUGUAAAUAAUGUGGCUAUUGAAGAGGAAUGUAAAUAAUGUGGCUAUUGUAGAGGGAUAUAAAUAAUAUGGCAAAUGUGGAGGUAUGUAAAUAAUGUGGCUAUUGUAGAGGGAUGUAAAUAAUGUGACUAAUGUUGAGGAAUGUAAAUAAUAUGGCAAAUGUUGAGGAAUGUAAAUAAUGUGGCUAUUGUAGAGGGAUGUAAAUAAUGUUGCUAUUGUAGAGGGAUGUAACUAAUGUGGCUAAUGUAGAGGGAUGAAAAUAAUGUGGCUAUUGUAGAGGGAUGUAAAUAAUGUGGCUAAUGUAGAGGGAUGUAACUAAUGUGGCUAAUGUAGAGGGAUGAAAAUAAUGUGGCUAAUGUAGAGGGAUGAAAAUAAUGUGGCUAAUGUAGAGGGAUGUAAAUAAUAUGGCAAAUGUAGAAAGGUGAAAUAAAGUGGCUAAUAUAGAGGGAUGAAAAUAAUGUGGCUAAUUUAGAGGUAUGUAAAUAAUGUGACUAAUGCAGAGGGGUGUAAAUAAUGUGGCUAAUAUAGAGGGAUGUAAAUAAUGUGGCUAUUGUAGAGGAAUGUAAAUAAUGUGGCUAAUGUAGAGGGAUGAAAAUAAUGUUGCUAAUGUAGAGGGAUGUAAAUAAUAUGGCAAAUGUUGAGGUAUGUAAAUAAUGUGGCUAAUGUAGAUAGGUGAAAUAAAGUGGCUAAUAUAGAGGGAUGAAAAUAAUGUGGCUAAUUUGGAGGUAUGAAAAUAAUGUGACUAAUGUAGAGGGGUGUAAAUAAUGUGGCUAAUGUGGGGCGAUGUAAAUUAUAUGGCUAAUGUGAGGGAUGUAAAUAAUGUUGAUAAUAUAGAGUGGUGUAAAUAAUGUGGCUAAUGUACUAGGAUAUCAAUAAUGUGGCUAAUGUUGAAGAGUGUAAAUAUUGUUGCUAAUGUAAAGGAGUGUAAAUAAUGUGGCUAAUGUAAAGGGAUAUAAAUAAUGUUGCUAAUGUAGAGGGCUGUAAAUAAUGUUAGCUAAUGAAAUGGGAUGUAAAUAUUAUGGCUAGUGUAUAGGGAUGUAAAUAAUGUGGCUAAUGUACUGGGAUGUAAAUAAUGUGGAUCAUAUACCAGGUUGAAUAUAUGAUGUGCUCCAUACCAUUAAUUUCCUGUGUGUGCUAGAGUCAACACCUACUAUAGUAGUAGUGACAAUCUAGCACCUGGUAGUAGAUCACAUUAACCUGAGAUUAUUCUAAUACGAUUGCUAUAAUAACAGACAUUUAAAUAAAUAUAUAGUUAAGUAAUAGUGCUGCUGGAAGAGACCAGACACUCGUGAAGAUAGCUGGUGUUGGGUUUGUGAGGUUGCCAUGCAGUGUCCCACCACCCCCGGGUGUAAGAAGUGUGGUCGAUUUAUGAUCAUGGGAGAUCCUCAUGUAAACCGCACAAAGUGAAGAGGGAAGACCAGCACAUCGGUGAAGAGAUGUGAGAAAUGCACCCAAACAUCCGAAGAGAUAUUCUCCAAAAUGUCAGAGGCCACGACUAAGGUCAAGAGGAGAGAGGCGGCAAAGAAAAAGGUUAACAAGAUCGUCACUGAAAAAUCAGUUUCUACUCCAGCGCCUCCCCCAUCAUCUCCUGCUCUCACCCUGAGCCUCAUCCAACAACUUCCGAGAGAACAGCAGGAGACUUGCUUGAUUCCAAGCUGUCGAAUAAGGAUGCUAAGAUCGCGACGGUAGCUCUGGCAAAGACCACCAGAUCUUCGUCCACGGCCAUGGGCCAGGCUACACAAGAUCUACAAGCUGAGCCGCACUGCCAAGCCCACAGACCAUGGCAAGGGCAUGGGCCACGGCCCGGGUCCCGGUUACCAAACCAUGGACCAGUCACCAAGCCAGCUAACUGGCCAGCCAGCUCUAGACCAGAGAGCAAUAUUGUACGGGAGCCGCACAGGAGCCGCACGGUAUCCAUGGACAGGCCGUCCAUAGUAACCAGCCAUACCAGCCAUACCAGCCAGACACCCCAUGGGCCUGCCUCCAACGGCAUUCCAGCGGACGGAUAAGCCGUCCAGUCAGCUAUCUGUGAAGAAACCGUCCGGCACCAACGGCUACCCAGCCUACCGACCAUGUCUUACUUUUUGACCAUCCAACGGGACCCAAGCCAGCCGCACGGACUCCACGGGAUUACCAAGCCAGCCGCCCGAGCAGCCAGCCAGCCAUGAGGAUAGCCAAGGCAUGGCUGCUGUUACCCAUGGGCUACAAGCCACACAGAGACAUGUUAUAACAGAGUCAUGGUCACCGGAGGAUGACGAGCCCUAUAGGGCAGAAGCUGAAUAUGAUUAUCCACCCCCAAAGGCCAAUACCAAAGGCUACUCAGAGAGGUUUAGGAGUAUAUAGAAAACUCACCCCAACGAGAUUACAGAGAGGGCUACUCUUUUGUGGAACUUAUUGAAGAGCUUUACCACCUUAUGCCUUCACUUCGGCAACAUGUGACAGAGGAUUCACCAGCAUAUUCAUCAAACGUUACCUUGGCCCAACUAUGCGGGCAAGGUCGUAGACCAAUUAAUGGAUAACAUCCAUAGACUCAAACACGAUGAGCAUCUUCCUCUUCCAUCUAUGAAACAGAAGUUAUACAAGAUGCACAAUACUAUAAUUCCUGAUGAUUACUGUAAACAGCUUUAUUUCUGCGCUGUUAAAAUAUUGCGAAUACCACACCAAAGACAAUACUGCGACGAGAUAUUUUUGCGAGUUCCCGUGUUGAGAUGACCCCUCGAUUACCAAACAAUAGACAGCUUCUCUCCGAAGCUAGUUAAUCUGAGUUGGCCGGAAAGUUGACCAGUGUCAUGAAACCGAUUCACGCAAGAUGGCUUGUUUCCUGUGUAGACAAAAUUGCAAAGGACACUGACGCAAUCAAGCGAGGUUGGAAGAAGGCAGGAUUACUGUGAGGUAACAGUGACACUAAUUGGUCUGUUUGUGGUUCUGGUUGAUUAUUUCAACAUUUGAUGACGUGUUGCAAUGAAUAAAGUAUGUAUGUAUUAUUUAUACUUAUUUUUGCGUUUUUAAUUUUUGCGAUUGAGUCUCGUUCGCAAAACUCACAAUAAUAAAACAGUCGCAAAAAAAUGCACUGUUUACAGUAUUUCUACAAAUUAGUGCACAAUCCCGACAUGAACAUUACAUUAUCAGCAUCACAUUUCAAGGAUUUAGCAUCAGUUGCCAGAUACUCCAUGGAUAUCAGGCAUGUGUCAAUUGGUUCGUCGCCGGAAUCAGACACACCAUACCACCAUACCAUACUACAACCAUCCUAUGAAGAAAUUGCGCCGGAAAGGCUGAUGACUAUUAGGACCGAUCAAGUCGGACUAAUCCACUGCCUCCUUGACUCGGACUAAUCCACUGCCUCCUUGACUCGGUCGUUAAGAUGCAGGAAGAUUUACUAUCAUCCCAAAUCUGGACUUCCUCACAGUUACCUUGACUACAGCGACAACAGCUCCUAUCCCAGAUUAGGUCAAGGGCUGUAUCUAGCCAGACCAGGAAGUUUGUGACCUCACAACCAAUAUCAGCGACCACAACUUUCAACGGGAAACUCAGAAAUGUGAUAGAUGAAGUGAAAUAAGAUACAGCUGAGCGUUUCCAGACUUCAACCAUAGACCUUGCGGCGAGAGCUCAUGAGUCAUCACAUUCUCACAAGCGACGCUGGGACCAUAAGUCAUCUACGCCCAAACAGCCUCCUAAGAAGAAGUUUAGAACCCUCCGGGAAGGAUUCGUUCCAACUGAGGCGGUGGUACGACAAGCCACAAUCUUCCCAGGACUCUUUUCGCCAGCCAGACUACAAGAAACGGGGAUAUAAUCAUCAUGGAAGAUCAUGCGGCAGAGAGGAAGGAAACUUCUGACUUCCUUACAACCCCCUCCGAUGUUAUAGACCCUUUCGACCUGGUUACGUCUAUGGAUUGCUAUUUACGCCACACAGUGGGAGGGCCCCUUCUGUCAUACGCUGAAAAUUGGAAGCAGGUUACGCCCGACCUCUGGAUUCUAGACGUCAGGUUACAAGCUACAAGCUACGAUUCAGGAAACAUCCGAGUCUGAACAUACACUCCGAGGGUCGAAGAUUUCACCUGACCGGUGCCAAGUUAGCAGCUGCAGAAUUUGACAUCAGGAAGCUACUAAAGAAGCGAGCCAUUAGGGAACUAAAGGAGUCCAACAACACCAAAGAUUUUUACUCUCCAGUCUUUUUAGUCCCAAAGAGUGAGUGAGUGAGUGAGUAUGGUUUUACGCCGCUUUUAGCAAUAUUCCAGCAAUAUCACGGCGGGGGAUAGUCCCAAAGAAGAACACAACCGAGAUGAGGAUGCUAAUGGAUCUAAAGCCCCCAACAAGAGAUAUCUGGUGCACCCUCCAUACGGAAGUUGCGUUUGACGUUGAAAAAGGGAGAUUGGCUUAUCAGCCUAGAUGUUACAGAUGCAUAUCUUCACAUCCAAAUACACCCAUCACCUAGGAAAUAUCUAUGCUUCGCAAUCAAUGGCCUACGGUAAAAAUUCCAACUCCUACCAUUUUGGAUAGCAUAGCACCUUGGCUAUUCACCAGGAUUACAGCGCCAGUCAUCAAGUUCGUCAAUCUCCAGCUAGUCUGAAUCCAUGGUUAUCUGGACGACAUCUUAGCGGCAGACCAAGGGAAAGAUCAGCUACAUCAGAGCAUGAUAUUCUUGGUCCAGCUUAUGACUUACCUAGGUUUCAGCUAAGUCAGAGAUCACUCCGGUCCAAGACAUUAUAUACAUCAGAGCAAGAUUCCAGCUAGACAGGGGAUAUCUAUGUCCACCAGCGGAUCGAUUUGACAAGACUAUAAAGAUGAUUCAAUCAAUCUCAAGUCAACCCAGCAAGUCGCUGAGGUGGUGGAUGUCUCUGCUAGGCAACUUGACAUCUCUACAGGUUAUGACCUUCAGAGGAAGGCUGAGGCUACGUCCUCUACAGACAUGGGUCAACUCUACUCUCGAAGGGCCUAGAGUUCCAGUCUCAGUUACCUCCCACUUUGGUACAAGACCUCCAAUGGUGUAAUCACAGAGAACAUGUGAUGAGUGGCACCCCACGGACUUAUCCGAUGCCAGAAAAUCAUCUAUUCACAGACGCGUCAGAUUCGGGAUGGGGAGCUCAUAUGGACAAUCUCACAGUACAGGGAUCGUGGAGCACACGAGAGAAGACCCUUCAUAUCAAUUGCAAGGAAAUGAAGGCCAUCUAUUCACCAUCCUGGAAUGGAGAACACAGCUUCAUCUAUCAUCAGUUCUCAUAGACACGGACAACACCACAGUAGUGGCCUAUAUCCAGAAACAGGGAAGAACCAAAUCCACCUCACUGACGACGGAAACUACACAAUUGUUUGCCUUGGCAGAUUCCUUCAACUGCCGGAUGGAAGUGAGACAUAUACCCGGGAAACUGAACAUACUGGCCGACAACCACUCACGUCGGGGGAGAAUAGUGGCAACAGAAUGGACAUUACAUCCACAGAUCUUCAGCUGGAUAACCAAGCUAUGGGACAUACCACACAUAGAUCUAUUUGCCACCUGCCAGAACAACCAACUCAGACACCAGCAGCAUCAGAGGGUGUGGAGCCGGAGCCAUUUGAGCUGGGUGAGCACCUGGUGGAGGCAAGUGGGAAGCUGGUGCUGAUAGACAAGCUGCUGUGCCACCUGAAGCAGUCUGGACAUAAGGUGCUCCUGUUCUCCCAGAUGACACACAUGCUGGACAUCCUUCAGGACUACCUGGGGUAUAGAGAUUUUACAUAUGAACGUCUGGAUGGGUCAGUCCGAGGGGAAGAAAGGUUUCUCUCUGUCCGUAAUUUCAAUGAGAACGAUGAAACCUUUGUCUUUCUUCUCAGCACAAAAGCAGGUGGUCAAGGGAUCAACCUGACUGCUGCUGAUACGGUUAUCUUUGUGGACAGUGACUUCAACCCGCAGAACGACCUCCAAGCUGCUGCCAGAGCUCACAGGAUUGGACAGACAAGGCCAGUGAAGGUGAUCCGACUGAUCGGGCGCAACUCGGUGGAGGAGAUUAUUCUGGCCAGAGCUGAGCAGAAGCUGAAACUGACCGACAAGGUGAUAGAGAGUGGUCAGUUCACUGCUGGCGGGAAGCAUGUACUGUUUGCAGACAACAGACAACAGCUUCAAGAUGUCCUGAGGUUUGGUGUAGACAAGCUGCUGAAUGCUGAUGAGGAUGACAGCAGUGACAUGGACCUGGAGAAGUACUUGGGAAUCAGCAUCGAUGGGGAGUGGCAGCUGGAAGAGGAGGUGGAGGAGGAGGAGGCGCCCCAGACAGGGGAGGACAAGAUGGAUGAAGAUGCUCCGCAGAGCAUGUACGUGUUUGAAGGCACGGACUACUCUAAGGACACCACUGUUGCUGACAGAAAGGCUUUGGAAGAACUACUUGAAGUGGAGCGCAUUGUGCAGUCUGACGUUGCAUCAGGGGAGAGAACUCUACGUGUCAAGAAGGAGAAGAGCCUUGUGGGCCCACUGCCUGAUCUCCAGCGCAAACCCCGCAAACAGCUGACCCCCCAGGAGCUGGAGGAGCACAAGAGGAGGAGGAAGGAAGCGGCAGAGAAGCGUGCAAAGCUAGCCGAGGAACAAGAGAUACGACGAGCUCAGGAGCAGCGCAAGAAGAGAGAAGACCUGUGGAAGGCCAACAACUAUACGUCAUGUAAUGUAGCAUCUGACAGUGAGGAAGAAGACUCCCAGGAGGAACAUGGGGAGGAAGAGGAGGAGGAGAACGGCAGACAACGUGCUAUACAAUAUGUGAGUGGGGAUGUCACCCACCCUAGUGAUGCUGGCACCCUCAACAACAUCAUUGUCCACUGUGCAGAUGACGCUGGUCAGUGGGGACGGGGAGGCCUGUUCUCAGCCCUGUCAGCCAGGUCACCCAACCCAGAGGCCCAGUACCAGCUGGCUGGCAGGAUGAAAGAUCUGGCCCUGGGAGACUGUCACCUGGUAUGUCUGGACAACGAUACAGAGGACUGCCAUGAGUGGCUUGCUCUGCUGAUAGCCCAGCACAGAGACAAGAGGAACAAUCUCUCCGGCAUCAAAUUGUCAGCACUUCGAGUUGGAUUGGAGAAGAUCCACUCAGUAGCCAAGAAACAUAAAGCCAGUGUCCACCUACCCCGUAUUGGCCACAACACUCCUGGCUUCAACUGGUACGGCACCGAGAGACUCAUUCAGAAACACCUGGCCUCUACUGGAAUACCCACCUUUAUUUAUUACUUUCCCCGGAGACAGAAGCUGAAGCGGAAAGUUCCACCCCCAGCCAGUCCACCAUCGUCACCCCCAGUCAGUCCUUUGUCGUCACCCUCAACCAUCCCGUCCAUGUCAGCACCUGGAGAAAGACCUCUCAAAUUUCUGAAGCGACUGAGUAGUGGAGGGACAUCAGCGCGCAGCUCGUCACCGCUGCCGUCCUACUUCAUGGGCUGCUCAAUCCACCUCCAUCACAUCCCAGAUGAUGACAGCAAGUACUACAGAAGAUACAUUGUUGCAUUUGAUGGUGACGUCCAUGCCGCAGUCAGCCCAUCCACAACACAUGUGGUCAUCUCACAGGGAGCAGACAGAGAGAUUUUAAAGGGAGCUGUAUGUGCGAACCCCGAUGUAGUGAUUGUGACGAGUCAGUGGAUGGCGGACUGUCUCAACAUGGGGAGACUGCUCGAGACCGAUACAUACCAGAUACUACUGGAGUAAACACUGUCUUUGGGUUGUCAGGAACCAUAAUCGAUGUCAGGACUAUUGAGUACUGUAAAUAGGAUGUGCAGGUAGUAUUGUUGUAGAGGUAUUAAGUUAGAUAUUGAACUCAGGUACGACUCUCUUGCGUCACAAGAAUUAAAACAUAGUUCUGUAGAGUAGGCUAUUGUUCCCAGCUUGUGAAGUUCAAUACUACCAGUACCUGUACCAUUUAGAUGCAAAUUACAAUCAAACCCCUGAAAGUGCAGUGGAACAUCAUCGGGACCAAUCAUUCAUAUUUCAAUGACAAAUAGAACGUUGCACUUUCUAAAACUCAAAGAUUAUGUAAGAAGUUCUAUUUAUAUUAUUCUAUUAGCAAAAUUAUUUGACCACUUCUUGACUGUGCUCUGCUGGUGAUUCCGGCAGAUCCCCAGUAUUCCUGCUUGUCGUAAGAUCCAAUUUGAGAUGAGGAUUGGCUGACCUGGCUGACUGUACCCAAACAGUUGGCAUUGUUGCUCAUGCUACUCACCACUGUGUGACAGCCGCAGAUUCCAUUAUGUAAGAGUUGAACCCAUUCUCUUUGAGGUAAGUCGGGCAAUAGACCCACAUGGUCGUCUGACGCCUGAUUUAGUGUGAUUAGUGUGAUCUGUAAUUGGUUUGUCUUCACAUUCUGCUGUGAUAUUGCCGAAGGGGGAGUAAAGUCUCAAUCAUGUUCAGUUUUGCUUACCAUGGAAUAAAGUUCAGAUAAUGGUUUCUCCUUCCAUAGUUCUGCUGAAAACACCUACAGUAUGUGAGGCAGACUCUUGCAUAAUACAGAGUACUGAUGAAGAAAUACUUAAAACAUGUCUUACUGUGAUAGAAACAUUGAGUGAGUGUUAUGUUAUGAAGACAUAAAUGAUCAAAUGCCCGUGUGUAUUGACAAUUGUUUGUUUAUUGCGACUUUGAUAUGUAGUUAGAAUCUAGAAUUGUUGUGUGUUAGUAUUCAUAUUAAAAUCAUCUUUCCACUGAUCGACAAGUGAAAGAAUAGAUAUGAUAUUGUCCCUGUUGGCCCACUGGAAAUGGCAAGGAAAACUUUGAAAUACCAGAUUAGGCUCUCUUUAUUUCCAUCACUUCCUGGUGUCAAAACUCCUGACAUGAUUAACUGUUGCUAAAAUGAUUUGAAAACACGGUUUUUUCCAGAUUUCAAAAGAAAAUCUUAACAUGAGCAAGUCGGUGACCCAAAAUAUAACUUUGCCAUAUGUUACUGUCUGUAUCUACAGCUUCAGUCAAGUCUUGCACAUGUUCAAAAACUAGAAAGACCUUCCCGAAAACCUCUAAAAUGAAAGUUUUUAAAACUUUUUAGCCAUACCUAUACAUCUUGGGUCCAAAACUUGAUAUAAGUGAAGUGAACAAAGUAAUUGAUAUUUCUAUUUGGAAAUAGACAAUACUUAUGAUGACUCUUCUUUAAUGUGCAAAUACAGGUAUAUAAAGACAUGGUUCAAAUGAACAAUAGUUUGCAGGUGAGGUGUGCUGAUUCUCAAGGAAUUUCUCAAGUAAACAUUGAAAACAAUCUGUGCUAUGCCUUUUUGAAGUUUGUCAUACAUAUUGGUGUUUAUACCACAUGAAGACUUUCAAUCUGAUUUCUCUCCAUUGCAUCUUUUAUAUACAUGUAGUGUUGUUUUAAGAUGUGUGCUUUUUAUGAAUAAAUAAUUACUUAUCA
Messenger RNA from Haliotis rufescens (red abalone), 13490 nucleotides. Its product is annotated as chromodomain-helicase-DNA-binding protein 1-like. Bases 9350 to 11812 code for a protein of 820 amino acids. NCBI's taxonomy places the organism in Eukaryota, Metazoa, Mollusca, Gastropoda, Lepetellida, Haliotidae. Gene Ontology annotation, biological process: DNA repair; chromatin remodeling. The transcript has 18 exons. Gene Ontology annotation, molecular function: DNA helicase activity; ATP-dependent chromatin remodeler activity; ATP binding. The record is from RefSeq and is a predicted model, not a curated record.